AUGGUUCGACCACCAUCAUCUCGAGAAGAUUAUUCUUUAUCUACUGAUAAUACGAAUACAUCAUUUUCAUCAUUAUUAAGUGAAUCAGGUGAAUUUACUGUUACAUCGAAUUUUAGUCCAUUACCACAUACAACUACAAUAACUAAUAUUUCAACAGAAUUAUCUUCAAAUCGAUAUCCUUAUGUUGAACAAUAUUUAAAUAUUUAUUAUAAAAAAAGUCUUAGUCAAUCUAUGAUAUUAGCAACAAGUCAAUUAGUUGAAAAUACACUUGCACUUUAUGAUAGUAUGGAUGAUGAAGCAGCUAAUUCAUAUAUACUUUCAUUUAUUCUAUUACGUGUUGGUUGUUUAUCUAAAACAUAUGAUUUUGAACAAUUUAUUGAUAUGAAUCGAGAAGAAAAAGAUAGGAUUAUUAAAGAAAAUUGGUCAGGUGAAAAAGUUUUAAUGAAUUUAACAUCAAAAGAUGAUGAAAUAGAAAAAAAUUAUAAACGUUUUGAAGCAUUUUUUUCAACACUUGCUUGUCUUCGUUUUGAUGAUAUUAUACGAAUAAAUAAUGAAACGAAUUUAAAAAAAAUUAUUUAUUUAUUAAUUGAUGAUAUUCAAUCAACUAUUGUUGAAUAUCGUUUUACAAUAUUACUUGCUCUUGAAGCUAUUCUUCGUGGUUUAAUUACAACUGUUGCUCAUGGAAGAAGAAAUAAACCAGGAAAAAUUUCACCCUUUAUUGGACAUAAGGAUGCAACAAAAAUAUUCGAAUUUGUAUCAAUGGUUUUUACCAAAGCAAUAGUUCCUCGUCUUUCUGAUUCUGAAUCACAAAUUGGUCAUAUGGCAUAUCAAGCAUUGAUUGAAUUAUGUGAAAUUUGGCCAAAUUCAUGGAUAUCUAAAGAAAUUUUUGAUGAAUGUAUUUAUUCGAUUGUUUCACAAGAUGAUAAAUCUGAUUUUAAUAAUUCGAUUCGAGUUUUUCGAACAUUAUUAACUCAUAAUGAAUUUGAAAAAGAAUCUAUUCGUCAAUAUAUUCAACAUUUCCUAAUAAAAAUUUCAUCUGAUGAAUUUGAACUUCUAUCUGUACCAAAUACAACUUCAAUUUAUAAAUUAAUUAAUGAUAUAUUAACAAUUUAUCCAGAAAUGUUUUCAACAAAAAUGAUCUAUCAUUGGUCAAGUGGAAUAUUUCAAGAUAAUAAUCGAACACAAAAAUUAGCUUUAAAUUAUCUUUUAAGUCUUAUUCAAAUGAAUGAAGAUCAAUUUCAAUCAACGACAAUAUGGCCUUAUAUUAUUCAUGUUUAUGUGAAUAUAUUCAAGUUAAAUGUAAGUGAAGAAACAACAGCUUGUUUAAUACAUUCAAUAGAAAAUAAUUCUAAAAUUUCAACAAUUCUUUCAAAUAUAUCUGGUAUUGAAUAUUACAUUGAAACAAAAAUUUUUGAUAAUUCACAAAUAUCAUCAAUUCUUGUAAUUCUUCAAUUACUUCGUUCACUUUUUAUUCUUCAUAUUAAUCGACAACGAACAAAAAUGUUAAUUAAUGAUGAAGAAAAUGAUGAAGAAAUGAUUUGUCGAAAUAUUAGUAAACUUACAUUUAAAUUCAUUACACGUAUUUUUCAACAAGGUAAUAUUAAUAAAUCAAUAUUAAUGGAAUGUUUAACUGCUUUACAAACAACACUUUGUUCAUUACCAAGUGAAAAUAUUAGAGAGAAUUCACUUUCAUUAAAUGAUUUAAUUAAUGAAAUGAGAAUGAUGAUUACUACUCAUCAAUUAGCUGAUACAUCCAUUGAUACAGAUAUAAGUGAAUAA
Messenger RNA from Rotaria sordida, 1779 nucleotides. The record is from the annotation of a GenBank genome assembly. Lineage: Eukaryota; Metazoa; Rotifera; Eurotatoria; Philodinida; Philodinidae.